UUCGGCAAUUCGCCAUUUUGUUGAAGUGCAAUCAAUUUGUUGUUGCUUCGCCUUCGUGCGACUUUUGUAAUUCAAAGGAUUUAGGAUUUAGUAUUACCAAACACUUCUAAAACAGAUCAAGAUGGAAAAUCAACAAAGGGAAAAAGACCGUGACCGAUCAAGGCGUGGAGACCGACCAUCAAGAUUCUCAGAUGCUACACGCGACCGGUCUAACGAUCGAGAUCGUCCGGAAGGAAAACGCUUGUUUGUUUCAAACAUACCCUAUGAGUUUCGUUGGACGGAGUUGAAAGACUUAUUCAAGGAAAAGGUGGGAGAUGUAGCUUAUGUGGAGUUAUUCAAUGAUGAGAAUGGAAAACCAAGAGGGUGUGGGGUAGUUGAGUUCACAAACUCUGAAGCAAUGAAGAAGGCUCUGUUUGUUAUGCACAGAUAUGAACUGAAUGGGAGGAAACUAGUUUUGAAAGAAGAAACUGGCAAUGAGCGCAACAGGCUUAACUCAUCAAGGUCCACAGGUGGUGGUGGUGGUGGAAGAAAUAAUAGAGAUGACAAAGAUGGAUGGAAUAUGAACAAGCCAAGGGAACCAGAGAAUUUCAACACAUAUGGACUUAGUCUUCAGUUUUUGGACUCCAUCAAUGUACAACCACCACUUGUAAAGAAAGUUUUUGUAGCUAAUUUGGAUUACAAAGCAGACAGAGCUAAAAUCAAGGAAAUCUAUAAAAUGGCUGGUAAAGUAAGGAAUAUUGACUUGGCGGUUGACAAAGAUGGUAAUAGCAGAGGAUUUGCAGUUAUUGAAUAUGACCAUCCAGUGGAGGCAGUUCAGGCCAUAUCUAUGUUUGACAAGCAAAUGCUGUAUGAUAGGAGGAUGACAGUCCGCAUGGACAGGGGACUAUCUGAUAAGACCGAGUUCAGGCUACCUGAAGGUCUGAAGGGCAUUGGUCUUGGUUUGGGACCUAAUGGAGAACCUCUGAGAGACGUUGCUAGAAACCUGCAACAGACGUCAACAACUAAUAACUUGAGUUUGGCCAACACGAAUGCACCGUUGAGCACAGGAGUGUUGGGUGCUGUGCCGACAGCAGCUAGUGUCGCUUUGAAUGGCUUGGGCUCUGGUCUGUCCACCAACUCAUUGAAUGCCGGUUCUGCAUUGGGUGGAAACCUAGGACUCCAGGCUUUAGGACUGACUGGCUUAGGAGCUCUUCAAAAUCAGUUGCUGCAGCAGGGACUGACAGCAAACGACUUGGCAACAGUUCUUACCGCGCAAGCCGCAAAUGUGAACACCAAUGCUCUGACUCUGGCAAACACUGACCUUGGUUCAAGCGUAAUGAACAGCAUGAACAACAUGAACAACAUGAAUAACAUGAGUAACUCUGGCUUGACUACCAGUGUGCUGGGCAACAAUACAAGCAUGAACAGUGGACCUCUUUCUGGUUCAAACAGGCCACUGGGAGUAUCUGUAACAAACCAAGGUUACAAUCGCGAUUCAGGUGUCCAGCAAAGGGACAAACCCUCUGAUAUGGUUAUCAUAACCAAUCUUCCACCGACAGUCACAUGGCAGCUGAUCCGUGAGAAAUUCAGCGAGUGUGGAGACGUCAAGUUUGCAGAAAUGACGGCUCCAGAUACCGCCAUUGUUCGCUUCCAUAAAGAGUGGGACGCCGACAGAGCUAUCAAAAUGUUCGACAGGACCCGUAUCGACGGCAGAACCAUUGAUGUUCGCUACUUCUAAAAUAUCGGUGGAACCUUGAGGAAUAUGAGGUUUGAAGUCGGUCUGUAGUGGGCUCUGUCUAAAAACUCUGCUGCCUGGAUUUCACCUUCGUUUUUAAGUCUUUCUCGAUGUAACGUAUACUCUACAAUUUCUACAUUAUUCUUCUGGUUGAUUUCAAUCUAUCGACAUUUGUAUCUUAGGAUAAAGUAGAAUAAGUGUCUUAAUGUUUCUGUACAUCCAAUGAUUAAGAUUAAUAAAUUUUGAACUAAGUUUGAGACGUUCUAACUUAAAUUGAA
Molecule: messenger RNA, 1992 nt
Organism: Ostrinia nubilalis (European corn borer)
Lineage: Eukaryota; Metazoa; Arthropoda; Insecta; Lepidoptera; Crambidae
Gene: rump
Product: myelin expression factor 2
Exons: 12
Coding region: 122-1717 (531 amino acids)
Cellular component (GO): cytoplasm; ribonucleoprotein complex; nucleus
Molecular function (GO): mRNA binding
Source: RefSeq, a predicted model, not a curated record